This is a messenger RNA of Erinaceus europaeus (western European hedgehog), 2661 nucleotides long. RefSeq names its product sterol carrier protein 2 (gene SCP2). Lineage: Eukaryota; Metazoa; Chordata; Mammalia; Eulipotyphla; Erinaceidae. Gene Ontology annotation, molecular function: acyltransferase activity, transferring groups other than amino-acyl groups. Gene Ontology annotation, cellular component: cytosol. The transcript is spliced from 16 exons. The record is from RefSeq and is a predicted model, not a curated record. Bases 86 to 1729 code for a protein of 547 amino acids.
CGCGAGGCGCUUCUAUCAGUCAGCUUCCGGCCCGCUGCGCUUCUCAUCUCCGCUUUCGCUUCUGCAGCGCGCGCGCCGCCCAACCAUGCUUCCUGCAUCCUCAUAUGUAGCCUCUCGGAGCCCGCACCGGGUGUUCGUGGUAGGGGUUGGGAUGACCAAGUUCAUGAAACCUGGAGGUGAGAAUUCAAGAGAUUACCCUGACAUGGCUAAAGAAGCAGGCCAGAAGGCAUUAGCUGAUGCACAGAUUCCUUAUUCAGAAGUGGAACAUGCAUGUGUUGGCUACGUUUAUGGUGACUCUACCUGUGGGCAGAGAGCUAUCUACCAUAGUUUGGGUCUGACUGGAAUUCCUAUAAUCAACGUCAACAAUAACUGUGCUACUGGCUCUACUGCUUUGUUUAUGGCCCGGCAGCUGGUUCAGGGUGGUGUGGCAAACUGUGUCUUGGCUCUUGGGUUUGAGAAGAUGAAGAAAGGAUCUCUUACAGUUCAGUCAUUUUCAGAUAUGACCAAUCCACUGGAUAAGCAUCUUGAAGUCCUGAUCAAUAAGUAUGGAUUAUCCCAGCAUCCAAUUGCUCCUCAGAUAUUUGGGGCUGCUGGAAAAGAGCACAUGGAGAAAUAUGGAACCAAAGUUGACCACUUUGCAAAAAUUGGAUGGAAAAAUCAUAAACAUUCAGUUAAUAACCCGUACUCCCAGCACCAGGACUAUUACAGUUUAGAUGAAGUGAAGAAAUCGCGUGAAAUUUUUGAUUAUUUGACUGUCUUACAAUGUUGUCCCACUUCAGAUGGUGCCGCAGCAGCAGUUUUGGCUAAUGAAGCAUUUGUACUGAAACAUGGUCUACAAUCCAAAGCCGUGGAGAUUUUGGCCCAAGAGAUGGUGACUGAUUUACCAAGCACAUUUGAAGAAAAAAGCGUUAUUAAAAUGGUUGGCUUUGAUAUGAGUAAAGAAGCUGCCAGAAAGUGUUAUGAAAAAACUGGCCUACGACCAAGUGAUGUUAAUGUCAUAGAACUUCACGAUUGCUUCUCAAGCAAUGAACUUCUUACUUAUGAAGCACUGGGACUCUGUCCAGAAGGACAAGGUGGACAACUGGUUGACAGAGGAGAUAAUACUUAUGGAGGAAAGUGGGUUAUAAAUCCAAGUGGUGGAUUGACUUCAAAGGGACACCCACUGGGAGCUACAGGUCUGGCUCAGUGUGCUGAACUCUGCUGGCAGCUGAGAGGGGAAGCCGGAAAAAGGCAAGUUCCUGGUGCAAAGGUUGCUCUGCAGCAUAAUUUUGGCCUUGGAGGAGCUGCAGUUGUCACGAUCUACAGGAUGGGUUUUCCUGAAACUGCCCGAACUCAUCAAAUUGAAGCUGCUCCAACCAGCUCUGCAGCUAAUGGAUUUAAAGCAAGUCUUGUUUUUAAGGAGAUUGAGAAGAAGCUUGAAGAGGAAGGAGAGCAGUUUGUGAAGAAAAUUGGUGGCAUUUUUGCCUUCAAGGUGAAGGAUGGUCCUGGGGGCAAAGAGGCUACCUGGGUAGUGGAUGUGAAGAAUGGCAAAGGUUCAGUGCUUCCUAACUCAGAUAAAAAGGCUGACUGCACCAUCACAAUGGCUGACUCAGACUUACUGGCUUUGAUGACUGGUAAAAUGAAUCCCCAAUCAGCCUUCUUUCAAGGAAAAUUGAAAAUCACUGGCAACAUGGGUCUGGCGAUGAAGUUACAAAAUCUUCAGCUUCAGCCUGGCAAAGCUAAGCUGUGAAGAACCCUUCUUACCUACUUUUGAAAGUCAAGAUGCAAUCUAUAGAUAUUUGUAUACCCACAUAUUUCAUGGUCAAAAUUUAGACUGAAACUACACAUUGACAAAUAGCAUGAGAUUUGUUUUUAAAUGGGUGUGAUCAAGUUUGUUUUUCCUAACUCUGGGUGAAUAGAGCCUAAUGGUAUAUUACUGCUUUGCUGAAUUAUAUACACCUGUGUGUUACAAAUUUAAUAUGGUAAUUAUGAUUUGGGGGCAAAUUGAGCUUCAGAAUAAAAUUAGGAACAGCAAAAUCCAAAAUCAUGUAAACAAAAGCUCUCACUUUGCUUACAAAGUGAUAUAUGUAGGGAUUAUUUUGCUGAAGAUUCAGUUGAAGUAUUCCUUGGGAGAACUAGGGAAGAAACAGACUACCAGUAGUAGCUGGCCUGGAAUUUAGUGUUGUGCACUUAACAAUCUUGAUCUAUUUUACACUACUGUUUUUUAAAGUUCUGUAAUAGGUUUAAAGAAAAAAAAAUAUGAAUCUUGCAUUUUUGCCACCAGAAAUAGGUAUUUUCUUUCCAAAUCAAAAUAAAGAAAUGAUCAGAACUUGGGUGGAAAAAGUAUCUAUAACUGAACACAGGCCUAUUUUUAAAAUGAAAAUAUCUUUCAAUGGAUUCCCUUCUUGAAAAUAUCAGUGUAUUAGAAUUACAGCAUGCUAUUGUUAAAAAUAGUUUGAGCAGAUAAUUUGCUUGAGAUGCACUUUUCAAAUUAUAAUCUCAUAUUAACUAAAUUUGUAUAGCUGUCAAUUCUUUCUCUUUCCUUAUAAGUUUAAUUAUUAACAUUAAUUUUUCUUCCUAAUUUUUCUAAUGCCAAUGUUAAUUCUGGUAAUUCAGUAAGAUAUUGGUAAAAUAAUACUUUUGGAGGAAUGUUUAAUAGAAAAUUAAAAUAGCAUUUCCUGA